Molecule: messenger RNA, 429 nt
Organism: Hymenoscyphus albidus
Lineage: Eukaryota; Fungi; Ascomycota; Leotiomycetes; Helotiales; Helotiaceae
Source: the annotation of a GenBank genome assembly
AUGUCUGUCGAGAAAUACACCGAAAACCUUCCCGCAGAAGCAGCCUUUGCGGUUCGCGCUCUCUUGACGGUUCCAAAAGAGGCCCAGGAUAAGUGGGCAGAGGACGUCCGUACUCGCUUUACCCAAUAUUGCAAUGCAGUCAAGGGAGAAGGCAGCAAUGAGAUGAACUGGACAAAGGAGCAGUGGAUGACCCCUCUUCCAGAGAUGUUACAUUUCUUCCAGCAAAUUUUCGUGUUAUCGGCCAAGGCGGAUCUGGGUAUAUGGACAAAUGAUGAGGUCAGGGCUUGGAAACAGUUUUCAGAGCGUGUCCCUAUGCCUCCUUUCACGGAAGAAGAUGAGGUGGCAGCUCGCGAGGAGAGAGAGAGAAAUUACCGGGGGGCUUUCAAUGGGAGGGAUACUUCGUUCGGGUAUAUUGGUCGCUCUUCAUAA